AUGCGGAAGAACCUGCUGUUCGUAAUGGCCAUGGUCAUUGCGAAUCUCGACGCUGGUCCGUUCCGGAUCCUCGAGCGAAACAAGGUGGUGGUUUGGGGAACCCGUGCAGGGCCGCAACCCUUGCCCAUCGUUGUGCUCGGGUUGAGCCAGCCACGCAGGUGCCAAGACUAG
Molecule: messenger RNA, 171 nt
Organism: Plenodomus lingam JN3
Lineage: Eukaryota; Fungi; Ascomycota; Dothideomycetes; Pleosporales; Leptosphaeriaceae
Source: RefSeq, a predicted model, not a curated record